CCCUAUUCGAUUAGUUAUUUACUUAAGCAUCACAUCCGUAUGGAAAUCUUCUAUAAGAUAACCCUUGUACAUGCAUAUGCAAGUCCACCUUUGAGGUAAGUCGUAUCGCUCCGAUCAUCAACCUAGUUAUAUCAGAUGUAGGUAUAUAAAGAUUGGUAGGACCUCGGGAUGUCAUUUCCUUUUUAUAAUGUAUUGUAACUCAAUAUAAAACUCAUCGUGGUUCCUUGAAAUCGAACAUCAUGCAUCUUUGGAAUUCACUGUUUAUAUUUGGUGUAACUGUCGUCGAUGCACGGGAAUCCCCUCAAAAGCCUGUCUUCGUACCUGAUCCGAAAUUAAUCCCUUCAGGAAUACACAAUGCAGUAUGCAGAGAGGCGUUCAAAUUUCCCGAAAAAUGGCCUGGUCUGAAGUCGUCUUCUUUCGGAGCAAACGGGAACAUCGACAUCGUGGCGGGAAGCCAAUUCAAUGGCUUGGUGACAUAUGCGAAUCUACCCUAUCUUAAUUGUCUAUCAGAUAAGGAAGCCGAGGGGAAUAAGUAUGACAUCGCGAUUUUAGGCGCGCCUUUCGAUACUGGAGUUACCGCUAGACCUGGGGCUCGCUAUGGUCCGAGGGGAAUCAGGAUCGGAAGUCAGAGAAAAGCGGCUGACUUUUCUUGGAGCGUAUAUACCGGGAGAAAUCCUCUUAAGUCGUGGGCAAAGGUCGUGGAUUGUGGCGACGUGCCGCUAACUUGGUUGGAUAACAAUGUUGCUCUGGCGCAGCUGGACAAAGCCCACACGGUUAUCUCAGGAAGGACAGCUUCUAAUGAGACGUAUUCGGCUCAUCCAAGGAUUUUAACGCUGGGUGGUGAUCAUACCACGACUCUAUCGGCGCUGAGAUCGACAUACAACCAUUGGGGGCCAGUUUCCGUCAUUCACUUCGAUAGCCAUAUCGGUACUUGGGAUCCUGCGGUAAUAGGAGGUGGAAUCUCGGAUUAUGCGGGCUUGAAUCAUGGAACUUUCCUUCAUAUCGCACAUGAGGAGGGGCUCAUCCGUCCAAGCUCGAUCCAUGCCGGAAUCCGGGCUCCUCUUUUGCGCAGGAAGGGCGACAUGAGAAACGACGUGCGCUGCGGCUUCGCAACUAUAAAAGCUCGUGAUGUGGACAAGUUCGGCACCGCGGGAAUUAUUUCUCAGAUCAAAGAACGAGUUGGGGACUCGAAAGUGUACAUUAGCGUGGACAUCGACGUUCUCGAUCCGGCGUUUGCACCAGCGACGGGAACGGCCGAACCCGGCGGUUGGUCGUCGAGGGAACUUCUCACGAUCCUUGACGGGUUAAAUGGCCUCAAUGUAAUUGGCGGAGAUGUUGUAGAGGUGGCGCCGGUCUACGAUAACGCGGGAGAGACGACAGUUCUCGCUGCAGCCGAGGUUGCCUUCUCAUUGAUUGAACUGAUGGUCGAGAAUCCAGUAACACAGUAACUCUGUAUGUCACGUUAUCAAUCAUAUACGUGUCGAGAUACCAACCCAGUAGGUA
This is a messenger RNA of Annulohypoxylon truncatum, 1503 nucleotides long. RefSeq names its product arginase. The record is from RefSeq and is a predicted model, not a curated record. Gene Ontology annotation, molecular function: agmatinase activity; metal ion binding. The transcript has 8 exons. Lineage: Eukaryota; Fungi; Ascomycota; Sordariomycetes; Xylariales; Hypoxylaceae. The coding region runs from base 240 to 1448 and encodes 402 amino acids.